Polistes dominula (European paper wasp) is the source of this 4857-nucleotide messenger RNA. It is a transcript of the gene qin, whose product is annotated as tudor domain-containing protein qin. The record is from RefSeq and is a predicted model, not a curated record. Lineage: Eukaryota; Metazoa; Arthropoda; Insecta; Hymenoptera; Vespidae. Gene Ontology annotation, molecular function: zinc ion binding.
UUGAAAAAAAUACAAAUUCCAAUAGAAUCAGAGAUGAAUAUCGGCGAAAUCGAAACAUCGAUAACGCAACAUUUUGCUUAUUUGCACGGUGUCCUGCAAAACAUCGAAAAAAGAAUGAUCGAUAGACUUUAUAAACGGAAUAACAAAUGUGAUGAAGGAAAUAUCAUGAAAAUCGAGUCGCAAUUGAAGUCCCAUUACAAAUUGAUAAAAGACGUAUUAGCGAUAGCUACUAAUGCCGUGUCACAACAUAUUCAAGAAGUCGACUUGCAACACAUAAUCAACCAAUUGAAACAAAUCACCGAUGUGCCUUUUCAUUUAUUAUCAAAAACUCCUAUUAAUGAAAAUAAAAUAAUAUUUGAAACUGAAAAUAGCAUAGUUGAAGCUUUGAAUAAACAUUGUAAACUCGAGAUACCAUCAAUACCAGAAUUAUCUCUUGUUCGGACUGAAUCCUUACCCGAAAAUUAUCAAAUUGAACCAUUGGAUGAGAAAAUAACUAUUCCCGAAUUUUCCCAAUUAAAAAAACUUUUGGAUAAUUGUAAUUCAUCGGCAUCUGUUUCGGAGGUUUCUAAUCAAUCGAAAUCUGCCAGAAGGGUCAAAAUUCUAAAGAUCAUUGAUCCAACACAUUUUUACGUUCAAAAUGUAUCCGAUCAAUCAGCAUAUGAAAAAUUAUCGAACGAUAUUCAAUUGUACAGUCAUGAAGCAAUCUGCCCUCCAACGUAUCUUAUUCGUGUCAAUGAAAUGUUCAUGGUAUGUCAUUAUUUCGAUAAAAUGAAACUGGAAAAGAAAUGGUAUCGAGGAGUCAUUCAGAAAAUUGAAAAUGUAGGAACUGAAAUACAUUAUAAUGUAUUAUUCAUCGACAUCGGACAUUUAGAAAGUCAUGUAUCAAUUGAUCGUAUAAGAGUCAUCCCAAAGAAAUUUCUUUUGAUACCUGCAUACGCCAUAAAAUGUAGCUUAUACGGUAUCUCUCCAGUUAAUGAUUCUUAUAAUAAGGCAGCUAUUAAAAUAUUUCGUAAAUUUGUUCAAAAAAAUAAAAUAUAUAUGAUGUACGUCAUGCAUACAACUGAUUCGGUUAGUCACGUUGAUCUUCAUGCCGACAAUUCAGUAGGAGAAGAAUCAUUCUCUGUUCGUAAUAAUAUGAUAUUUUCAAAUUGUGGUGUAACUGCAACAGAAAGUAUUCAUCCAUUGGAUCAAUAUAUACAGAUUGAUCUAUUUCCGAAGCAACAUACAUUUUUUUAUGAAGAUCUCACAAUAAACAAGAAAACCAUAGUCAAAGUUCAACAUAUCAAUUCUAACUUAAUAUAUGUUACCAAGUUCGAAGAUGGUGAAAAUUUUAAUAACGUGCUUAUGAAGGAAAUGAAUAAUUAUUUUAAUGAAAAUAGUGAUAAUACUGAGAUAAAACGUUUUUGUUCAAAAGGUGAUGUUUGCGCUUUUUCAAUUUCAAAAUCAUGGUAUCGUGGAUUAGUAGUUAAUAUCAAUUCUAAUUCGCAAAUUACUGUAUUCAGCGUUGAUUAUGGAUUUAUUACCCUUAUAAAAAAUAUCAAAAACAUAAGAGAAUUGCCUGAAUUUUUCAGGUCUAGUAAAGCGCAAGCGAUAAAAAUUUCUUUGGUAAAUAUAAAGCCAUCUAAUAACUUAAAAAAGUGGAGUUCGGAUACCUACAGGUUUAUACGCCAAAAUUUGCAUCUUAAAAUCGUCAUAAUAAUUCCUGUGGAAAUAAAAAAAGAUAUUUAUCAAGCUCAUUUAUAUAUUGAUGAUUAUAGUUUUAAUACGCGUUUAGUUGAUGAAGGUUACGCCGUUUUUAUAAAUCCAAAUUUGAUAUGUCAAAGUUCUAAAACAAAAUAUUGUCCAACAACAAAAUCUGUCAUGGAGGGACUACGUUUAUCCCUAGAUGAACAAGAAUACGAAGGAACAUCAAAAUUAAUGAUGAUCGAACCUGAUCCUUUCAAAGUAUCCAUUCAAAUACAUAAAUCAGUGUCACCCAAUUGCAUUUACGUUUCUGACAUGCUCCGUAUGAAAGCUAAAACAGAAUUUAUGUCAAAAUUAAAUGAUUUUUAUUGGAAAUAUCAUCCGUCACAAAUGAAAGUAUGGACGAAGGAUUCCCUCUGUGUUGUAUAUUAUGAAAAAGAAAAAUGUUAUUUUCGUGGUUAUAUAUUAAAAAUCCUAACAACGGAAAAAGCUCUUGUAUCAUUCUAUGACGUGGCCAUUGAAGAAGAAAUACCAAUAAAAUAUAUAAAACCGUUGCAUCCAAUGUUCCAUAAGGAAUCAGCAUUUGUUUUCAAAAUAAAGCUCGCUGGUCUUUUACCUUGCGGUGGUACCGAAGUAUGGCCAAUCUUAUCGUGCCAAAAAUUAUUUGAUAUAUUACAUGAAAAUCAACAUGUCCCAUUUUAUAUCACACUAGCAGAAAAAAUCAAAAACAACGAAGAGAUACUUGUUGAACUUUGGAUGAAGAAGUCGAUAGCAGUUGGACCGUUAUCGCCAGACAGAAUAGAAAUAAUUUCGGUUAAUAAAAUGUUAGUUGAAAGUGGACUAGCUUUACCAAUAAAAGGCUAUAACGCAGAAAAAGAAAAGAUAUUAGCCAUUGAAUUUAUGCGACAAUUAUUAAAAACUCAAAUAACGCAUGAAGAUGAAGCAAAUAAUGUAGAAUCUGAUGACAAAAAUAUGUCAUCUUCCAUGGAGGAAUCAAAUCAAUUAGAUGAUAUUCCUAUGUCUAGUAAUUUGGAAAAAAUUGAAAAAGAAAAAGUAAACAUCAGGAAAAUUGAAGACAUCAAAUCAGAAAAAGAUAAUGAAGAUGAUAAAAAACAGAAUAAAUUAGAUGAAAAAAAGGAUCUUUCUUCGGAGGAGGAGGAGGAGGAGGAGUAUGAAGAAGUAGAAAAUAUUAGAAAAGAUAUUGAAGAUGAAGUAUGUCAUGAUAAAGAUGAAAUAAAAAAUGCAAUAAAUAAUAAUGUAAAGAUGGAAGUAGAAGAUGAAUCAAAUAAUAAAUCACAAAAUGAAUUAAAGGAUUUAGAAGAUAAUUCAACUUUUAGAGAAGAGAAUAAAGAUGUUGAAAAAGAUGAAGAUGAAGAUGAAGAUGUAGAUGUAGAUGUAGAUGUAGAUGAGGAUGAAGACGAAGACGAAGAUGAAGAAGAUGAAGAUGAAGACGAAGACGAAGAAUAUGACGAAGAAGAAGGUAAUAAUAAAAAAGAGCAUAAAUUUAUGUUGAACAAUAUCAAUAAGAGCAAAAAAUCGGAUUUAAUAGAUUGGUUACCUGCUCUUCCAUUAAAAAAUAAAACUUUUAUUGGUAUACCAACAAACGUGGAUUACUCUGCAAAUAUUUAUUUACAUUGUAAAAAACAAGGAAAGAAGACGCUUCAAUAUAUAGAAUCGAUAUUGUCUGAAUAUUGUCAAAAAGUGAAAGUAAAAGCAUGUGAUAAAAAAUGGAAGAAAGGUGAUAUAUGCAUUGCACAAUAUCAUGCUAACAAUCUUUGGUACAGAGCUAAAGUAUUGGCAGUUUUAAAUGAAAAUACAGUAGAGGUACAAUUUGUAGAUUAUGGAAAUGUAGAAGAAUGUAAGAUUGGAUGUUUAAAAAAGAAAGUUAUGUUAAAUAACAUACCAAUUCAAUCUGUUAAAUGUGUUGUUGAAGGUUUAAUUCCGGCAAAUGGGAAAUGGAAAAUAGAAGAUUUGGAUAAAAUACAUUUACUUCUCGUAGAAAAGGAAUGUAAAGUAACUGUUUUAGAAGAAAAGGAUACACACUUGGUUGUAUCCAUAACAAUAUUAGAACCAACAAGAUGUAAUCUUCUUUAUUAUAUUAUUCAUAAAUUAGGAAUUGAUUUAGCAUCUGAUCCAACAUAUUCUGAUCAUUUCAAAUUAUCGCAGAGGAUUCAAUCUCCAAUUUUUUCUAAGUCAAUUAGAGAUAUAAUAAACAGUAAUACUACAUUUAAAAUAAAAACAGAUCAUACGAUGGUGAAGAAAGUAAAUGGCAGCACAAAUUACAAUUAUCUUAUGAAGAAAAUAGAUUAUUUUUUGGAUAACAGUGAUUCCGAUGAAGAAGUAAAAACAAAUAUAAACGAAAUAGAUCUUUCCAGUCCACUAAGAAAACUAUUUUUUGAAAAUAAUGGUUACCAAUAUGUACCAAUGAUUAUUCCUGAAGAUAUCGAUACGUUUGAAGUAAACUUAUGUUAUAAUAAAUCGCUGACUACCUAUUAUGUACAACUAAAUAAAAAUGUAGAAUUGAAGGUAUUGAACGAUUAUUAUAAUCAAUAUAAUCUGUUGAUAGAAAAUUUACAAAAAGAAGCUCCCAAGCAACCCUUGUUGCAAAAUUUAGUUUCAAAUACUCCAUGUUGUUCAUUAUUUUCUGAUAAUAUUUGGUAUAGAUGUCUUAUUAAAGAAGUUAUCAAGACCAAAAAUCCAAACAAAGUUUUAGUUCACUUAUGCUACGUCGAUUAUGGAAAUGACGAACAGCGAAUAAUUACCUUAGAGAAGUGUGAUUUACGUAUAAUGAAAAAAGAAUGGUUCACAUUACCAAUAUUUGCAAUAAAAUGUCAAUUAUGGAAUAUUGAUGUUGACGAUAGUACAGAAACAUCUAAAAUGGUCAAUGAACAAAUGAACCAAAAAUAUAAUACUACCAUCACACUUAAAAUAAAGGAACGACAUGAGAAUAUUUUGUUUGUCGAAUUAUAUACAGAUAAAAAUUGUACUGAAUUGAUUUACAGUUCUUUAAUCGAUGAUGGUUAUUUUCAAUUUAAAGAAGAAAUCCUAAAAGACUGAACAAAGUACACAAUUAGAUUUUGAAUAUAUUUUUGUUUUAGUUUAAUUCAGAGUUUAUAUAAUGAAAAUUUGUUUAAAAUUUAGAGUUUUAUAUGUAUAUUGUUACAAUAUAUACCU